Molecule: messenger RNA, 7963 nt
Organism: Gorilla gorilla gorilla (western lowland gorilla)
Lineage: Eukaryota; Metazoa; Chordata; Mammalia; Primates; Hominidae
Gene: KCNK6
Product: potassium two pore domain channel subfamily K member 6
Exons: 3
Coding region: 2338-3279 (313 amino acids)
Biological process (GO): potassium ion transmembrane transport; stabilization of membrane potential
Cellular component (GO): plasma membrane
Molecular function (GO): potassium ion leak channel activity; outward rectifier potassium channel activity
Source: RefSeq, a predicted model, not a curated record
GAGUCUUGCUCUGUCGCCCAGGCUGGAGUGCAGUGAUGCGAUCUCGGCUCACUGCAACCUUCGCCUCCUGGGUUCAAGUGAUUCUCCUGCUUCAGCCUCCCGAUAGCUGAGAGUACAGGCGCGUGCCAUCGCACCUGGCUAAUUUUUUGUAUUUUUAGUAGAGACAGGGUUUCGCCAUGUUGGCCAGGCUGGUCUCGAACUCCUGACCUCAGGUGAUCCACCUGCCUUGGCCUCCCAAAGCACUGAGAUUACAGGCAUGAGCCACCGCGCCCAGCCUUAUGUAUAUAUAUUUAAUUAAUAAAGCAAGUACUGCCAGGUGCGGCGGAUCACGCCUGUAAUCCCAGCACUUUGGGAGGCCAAGGCGGGCAGAUCACCUGAGGUCAGUUUGAGACCAUCCUUGCCAACAUGGCAAAACCCUGUCUCUACUUAAAAUACAAAAAUUAGCUGGGUGUUGUGGCGGGCAUCUAUAAUUCCAGCUACUUGGGAGGCUGAGGCAGGAGAAUUGCUUGAACCCAGGAGGCAGAGGUUGCAGCGAGCCGAGAUUGUGCCAUUGCACUCCAGCCUGGGAGACAGAGUGAGACUCUUGUCUCAAAAAAAAAAAAAAAAGCAAGUUCAUUAGUUCAUUGGCUUCCUGCUGGCCUCAUGUUCACCCCUUACCAGUUGUGUGACUACUACUUUUUAUUUUUUUGAGGCAGGGUCUACUCUAUCACCCAUACUGGAGUGCAGUGGUGCGAUCAUAACUCAUUGCAGCCUCUAAUUCCUGAGCUCAAUCGAUCCUCCUGCCUCAGCCUCCCGAGUAGCUGGGACUACAGACGCAUGCCACCACACUUGGCUAAUUUUUGUAUUCUUUGUCGAGAUGGGGUUUUGCCAUGUUGCCCAAGCUGGUCUCAAAUGACUACCUCAUUUUUAAGCCUAAAUUUUCUCAUCUGUUUAGUGGGAAUUAUACUGGGACGGGGUUGAGAAUUCAGUGCAAGUUCAGGUGUCCACAGGGCCUGGCAGAAUGUAAGCCUUCGAUCACUGGCACCUAUUGUGUUACUGAUUCUAUUAUCAGGUGCCUCUGCUUCUGGAUUGUCAACCCCAAGUUGGGCUCUGCCCCGUGAUCUGCCAGCUCUUUAAUAGAACCAGCUGGGACAUGUCUGAGCUGAGCCCCAAGCCCCGCUCCUCUGCCAGUCGGAUGGGGUUAGGACUCUGGGCUGCCCUCCAAAAGGCUGUCAGGAAGGCGCUGAGUUCUGGCUGGAGGCAGAAGUGGAGACACUUACAGGGGGGGCGCAGAAAGAAAAAAUUCCUCUUAAAUAGAGGCGUGUAUUUGUGAUUCUGCCUGGCUUGUUUCCAUUCAUCCUUCAUGCUUCAGCUCAGCUAGCCCCUUCCUCAGGAAGCUCUCUUGACCUCCCUAGGCAGGGUUGGUUGCUUCCUCUGGACUCCCAGGGCCCUCUAGGGCUCCCUGAUUCCAGGCUUGAUCAUUGUACCCUUGCUUCCCUCAUCACAGCCCUGACCACUCUGGGCUGUCUUUUUUCUUUUUUUUAGAGAUAGGGUCUCACUCCCUCCCAGGCAUAGCUCACUGCAGCCUCGAACUCCUGGGCUCAAGCAAUCCUCCGACCUCAGCCUCCCGAGUAGCUGGGACAACAGGCGUGGGUCACUCUUGUGUCAGUCUCCCAGUUAGACUGGGAGCCCCAUGAAUGCAUGGUGCAGGAUGGUCUCAUCAUUACUGAGUCUCCAGGAUCAUCCAGCGAGGGGUCAGCAGAAAGUGGGCAUUGAACAAAGCUUUGGUGAGUAGCUAAGGAUCCCCACUCUGUCCACACGGGCACAGGGGACACCUGACCCUGUGGUGUCCGCUGUUCCCACUCCGAGGCUCACAACUUGGCGAAUGGAGCGAGAAUUGGAUUUCAGUUUGCCCCUUGCUCCGUCAGCGGCGCGCCCUGAUGCAGUGCACAGCCUUAGCUGCUGUGCGCGUUGGGGGGCGACUCCUCGGCCUGCGAGCAGAGAGGAAAGUUCAGAUUCUUCUAACAUAGGGAACCAGCCUUCCAGGAGGACGAGAAGGAAGGAAUGAGGGGAAGAGAUGACUACCUCCACCCUUUCCAUCCCGUUGGUCUCCUGGGUCUGGGAGCACUGGGCUCCACCCUCUCCAAACGAACACCUGGCGGUUGGGCGUGCCUCAGUUUCCCGGAGGCGGGGCAUUCCUCCGUCGCCGCCCCCCACCUCCCCUUUUUCCUCUUCCUCUUGGGGCAUCUGCUGCCGCGCCUGUAGCACUCCCGGAACUGGAACUAGGUGCCAGACGGUCCGGAGGCGGGGGCCACGUCAGCGGGGCCACCCAGGGCUCGCGGGGUCCCGGUGGGUGCCAUGCGGAGGGGCGCGCUUCUGGCGGGCGCCUUGGCCGCGUACGCCGCGUACCUGGUGUUGGGCGCGCUGUUGGUGGCGCGGCUGGAGGGGCCGCACGAAGCCAGGCUCCGAGCCGAGCUGGAGACGCUGCGGGCGCAGCUGCUUCAGCGCAGCCCGUGUGUGGCUGCCCACGCCCUGGACGCCUUCGUGGAGCGAGUGCUAGCGGCCGGACGGCUGGGGCGGGUCGUGCUUGCUAACGCUUCGGGGUCCGCCAACGCCUCGGACCCCGCCUGGGACUUCGCCUCUGCUCUCUUCUUCGCCAGCACGCUGAUCACCACCGUGGGCUAUGGGUACACAACGCCACUGACUGAUGCGGGCAAGGCCUUCUCCAUCGCCUUUGCGCUCCUGGGCGUGCCGACCACCAUGCUGCUGCUGACCGCCUCAGCCCAGCGCCUGUCACUGCUGCUGACUCACGUGCCCCUGUCUUGGCUGAGCAUGCGUUGGGGCUGGGACCCCCGGCGGGCGGCCUGCUGGCACUUGGUGGCCCUGUUGGGGGUCGUAGUGACCAUCUGCUUUCUGGUGCCGGCUGUGAUCUUCGCCCACCUCGAGGAGGCCUGGAGCUUCUUGGAUGCCUUCUACUUCUGCUUUAUCUCUCUGUCCACCAUCGGCCUGGGCGACUACGUGCCCGGGGAGGCCCCUGGCCAGCCCUACCGGGCCCUCUACAAGGUGCUGGUCACAGUCUACCUCUUCCUGGGCCUGGUGGCCAUGGUGCUGGUGCUGCAGACCUUCCGCCAUGUGUCCGACCUCCACGGCCUCACGGAGCUCAUCCUGCUGCCCCCUCCGUGCCCUGCCAGUUUCAAUGAGGAUGAGGACGAUCGGGUGGACAUCCUGGGCCCCCAGCCGGAGUCACACCAGCAACUCUCUGCCAGCUCCCACACUGACUACGCUUCCAUCCCCAGGUAGCUGGGGCAGCCUCUGCCAGGCUUGGGUGUGCCUGGCCUGGGACUGAGGGGUCCAGGAGACCAGAGCUGGCUGUACAGGAAUGUCCACGAGCACAGCAGGUGAUCUUGAGGCCUUGCCGUCCACCGUCUCUCCUUUGUUUCCCAGCAUCUGGCUGGGAUGUGAAGGGCGGCACUCCCUGUCCCCAUGUCCCGGGCUCCACUGGGCACCAACAUAACCUUGUUCUCUGUCCUUUCUCUCAUCCUCUUUACACUGUGUCUCUCUGGCUCUCUGGCAUUCUCGCUGUCUCUGUCUUUCCCUCUUGCUGUCUCUGUUUCUCAUUCUCUUUCAUGUUCUGUCUGUGUCUCUCAAUUAACCACUCGUCAACUGCUGAUUCUACUGGGCUGUGGGCUCAGACCUCAUUUCAGGCACCAGAUUGGUCGCUACACCCUGGACAAGUGACUGCCCGUCUCUGAGCCUUGAUUUCCUCGGCUGCCAAAUGGGAAGAAUAGAAGAAUUUGCCCCUAAACCCCUCCUGUGUGCUGGCCCUGUGCUAGACAGUGCUGGAGACAUAGUUGGGGGUGGAGAACUGCCCUUAUGGAGCUUGCAGUCCAGUGAGGUGGACAGACCUGUCCCCAGACAGUGAUGGCCCAAAAUGGUCAGGACUUUAAUGGAGGAGGUGAGGUGUUGAAAGCACAGGCAGAGUGGUCAGGGCUGAAGUUGGAGAAGCACAGGGACUAGGCCCAAUCCAGCCUGGAAAGUCAGGGAGGACUUCCUGGAGGAAGGGACAUCAAACUAAGACCUGAACUAUGAGAAACAGGCAGGAAGAAGUUGUACCUGACUCAUUUUUCUCAGGUGUCUCCAGGGAGCAGGACCCAUGGCGGGACCCCUGGUAUAGGCCUGGGCGAUAGACUUCCUCAGCAGCCUGGCAGGCAGGAAACAGACAUAGGAUCCCAGCCCAGAUCUGAAUGGCAUGGGAGGUGCUGCCCUUAACCAUGACACCAUUGUAAGAGCUGUCCACAUUUGUAUGUUGUGCCCUGGAAUCAGCCUGGUUGAGCUCAAAUCCCAACUUAGCCACGUCUGGCCUGUGUCCUUGGGCAGUCACACUACCUCUCUGAUUUUGUUUCCUUAUCUGUAAAAUGGUGAUCAUCAUAAUACGACUUCAAAAGGAUUUCAGGCUGAGUGUGGUGGCUCACGCCUAUACGCCCAGCACUUUGGAAGGCUGAGGAAGGAGGAUCGCUUGAGGCCAGGAGUUUGAGACUAGCCUAGGCAACACAGUGAGGCCUUAUCUCAACAACAACCACAAAAUCUAAAAAUUAGCUGGGUGUGGUGGUGCAUGCCUGUGAUCCUGGCUACUUCAGAGGCUGAGGUGGAAGGAUCACUUGAGGCCAGGAGUUUGAGGCUGCGGUGAGUUAUGACGGCACUGCUGCACUCCAGCCUGGGGGACAGAGUGAGACCCUGUCUGAAAGAAAGAGAGAAAGAAAGAAAGAGAGAAAGAAAGAAAGAAAGGGAAAGAUGGAAGGAAGGAAGGAAAAAGAAAGAGAAAGAGAGAGAGAAAAGUAAGAAAGAAAAAAAGAAAAAGAAAGAAAGUAAGUAAGUCCUGGCUAACAUGGUGAAACCCCGUCUCUACUAAAAAUACAAAAAAUUAGCCAGGCGAGGUGGCAGGCGCCUGUAGUCCCAGCUACUCGGGAGGCUGAGGCAGGAGAAUGGCGUGAACCCCGGGGGGCGGAGCCUGCAAUGAGCCGAGAUCGCGCCACUGCAUCAUCCAACCUGGGUGACAGCGAGACUCCGUCUCAAAAAAAAAAAAAAAAGAAGAAAGAAAGAAAAGAAAAGAAGGAAAGAAGCGGGGCACAGUGGCUCAGUCCUGUAAUCCCAGCACCUUGGGAAGGCCAAGGUGGGAAGAUCACUUGAGGCUAGGAGUUUGAGACCAGCCUGGCCAACAUAGCAAGACCCCAUCUCUACAAAAAUAAAAAGUUAAAAAAGGGCUGGGGCAUUUGAGCUGGGUCCCAACAGUAGACAAGUAGAAAAGGCAUGGAGAGGGCAUACCAGGUGGGAGGAGCUGUGUGCAAAGGCCUGGAGAUGGAAAAGCAUGCUGGCCACCAGCUUCUGACAAGCAGUUUAGUAUGAACGGUAUGCAGGGAAAGAGGGAAGGAGGGCAGGGGGUGGGCACGAGCACCCCUUAGUGUCCUUAAAUGACCAGCAUGGGAACCUGGUCUCUUUCCUGAGGGCCCUAGAGAGCCAUGGAAGGGUUUAGAGUAGGAGAGGGUCAUGGUUAGGUUUGGGUUUUAGGAUGAUCCCUCUAGUUGCUCUGGAGAGGUGGAGCACAGCGGGUACUGAGGCUGGGUGCCUGUGGGAGGCUGAGGCAGGAAUGAAGAGGGAGACGAUGGGCCUGGGCUGAGCCAUGGAAGGGAGGAGGGGUGAGUGCGGGCACACUCAGGAGCCAAGUGGACAGGCCAUAGCCCCCACAGACUGGAGGGACGCGGCUAGGGAAGGUCCCACAGAGUGGCCAGUUAUCCCUGAGAUGGGGACCUGGGAGAAAGAGCAGGUUUUAGCGGAGACGCUGAGGCUGCUUUAGAAUAUGGUGGGUGUGUGGGGCAAAAGGGACACCCAGGGGUGUAUCAAGAGGUCAUAGGGGGCAGGCCAGGUGGCUCACGCCUGUAAUCCCAGCACUUUGUGAGGCCGAGGCAGGUGGAUCACCUGAGGUCAGGAGUUCAAGACCAGCCUGGCCAACAUGGUGAAACCCCAUCUCUACUAAAAAUACAAAAAUUAGCUGGGUGUGGUGGCACAUGCCUGUAGUCCCAGCUACUUGGGAGGCUGAGACAGAAUUGCUUGGACCUGGGAGGUGGCGGCUGCAGUGGGCCGAGAUCACACCACUGUACUCCAGCCUGGGCGAGACAGAGACUCUGUCUCAAAAAAAAAAAAAAAAAAAAAAAAAGUCAUAGGGGCUGGGCAUAGUGGCUCUCACCUAUAAUCCUAGCAAAUCGUAGUACUUUGGGAGGCCGAGGCAGGAGGAUUGCCUGAGCCCGGGGGUUCAAGACCAGCCUGAGCAACAUAAAAUACAAAAAAUACAAAAAUUAGCUGGGUUUGGUGGUGUGCACUUGUGGUCCCAGCUACUCAGGAGGCUGAAGUGGGAGGAUCACUUGAGCCUGGGAGGUCAAGGCUGCAGUGAGCUGUGAUUGCAUCACUGUACUCCAGCUUGGGUGACAGAGCAAGACCCUGUCUCAAAAAGAAAAAAAGAAAAAGAAAAUAUGUAUAUUGGAUAUACUAUGUGCCAGGCACGAUUCCAAGCCCCUGAUACAUUCUCUACAUUUUACAGAUGGGGCAAGGAGGUCCAGAGAUGUUAAAUACUUGCCCAAGGUCACACAGAAAGUGGAACACUGGGAUUUGAACAAGGUUUUGGUUGGGCAUCUUUUCCUACGGGAGCGCAGAAAUAUCUGUUGUCUAGCCCUUUCUCAGCCUCCUAACCUUCUCGGUUCCUUACCUAUGUCACAGCUGACUUUGAGCUAAAGUCAUCUCGGGGCAGCUAGGUGCCUAUGUGAGCUGGCGUUCAUUUCUCACUGUUUCUCCUUCCAAAUACCUCCAGGAAGAAAAGCAAGUCCUUUUCGGUCCAAGACAUUAAAAAAGCCAGGCUCAGUGGCUCAUGCCUGUAAUCCCAACACUUGGGGAGGCUGAGGCAGGAGGAUCGCUUGAGCCCGGGAGCUGGAGACCAGCCUGGACAUGUUAACAUAGCAAGACCCCUGUACAGAAAAUGUUAAAAAUGAGCUGGGUGUGGUGGCGCACACCUGUAGUCCCAGUUACCCAGGAGGAUGAGGCAGGAGGAUCACUUGAGCCUAGGAGGUUGAGGCUGCAGUGAGCCAUGAUCACACCACUGGACUCCAGCCUGGGCCACAGAGCAAGACCCUGUCCUAGGAGAAAAAAAAGGGCCAGGCACAGUGGCUCACGCCUGUAAUUCCAGUACUUUGGGAGGCCGAGGUGGGCGGAUCACCAGGUCAGGAGAUCAAGACCAUCCUGGCUAACACAGUGAAACCUGUCUCUACUAAAAAUACAAAAAAUUAGCUGGGUGCGGUGGCACGCACCUGUGAUCCCAGCUACUCGGGAGGCUGAGGCAGGAGAAUCACUUGAACCCGGGAGGUGGAGGUUGCAGUGAGCCAAGAUCCCACCAUUGCACUCCAGCCUGGGAGACAGAGCGAGACUCUGUCUCAGAAAAAAAAAAGAAAGAAAAGAGUGUGUGCUAAAAAAUUCAUCAGGUACUAAAGAGCGUACAGUGGAAAGUAAGUCUCCUACACUCAGAUCAUGGAUGGAUGUCUCAGGUCUUCCCAGGCACAUUCGAUGUAUGUACCAGCCAUAUGCAUGUGUGUGUCAUUUAUUUUUCACUCUACACAAGUAGUACCUAAUAUGGUGAGGUUGUUAUGAUUACAGACUCUGGAGGCAAAGUUCCUGGGUAUAAAUCUGAACUCUGUCACUCCCAAGCUAAGUGGCUUUGGGCAAGUGAUUUCACCUCCAUGUGCCUCAGUUUGCUAGUCUGUACAAUGGGAUGGUAACAGCACCUACCUCAUGGACUUGAGAAGUCAGCAACUUCAUACCUGUAAAGCCCUUAGAGCUAGCAGUGUGUGGCACUCAAUAAAAUGUUGACUAAUGAUGAUUCUCACUUCUGUACUAUGCUUUUUCAUACCAAUUAUAAAUAUUAAUAUUUUAAUGUCACCUUUUA